AUGCCACACACGGUCUCCCCAUCUGAGUCGCCCGCUAUGCCGACCGUUGUCUCCAAAACUCCUUCCGGGGUCGCCCCCACAUCCGAAGAGAUUUCCUCUAUUCUCAACACCAUCUUCACAGCAGAGAGCUCCCAGCAGUCCCUGGACGCCUCUUAUGCCUUGACAAAUCUGCUUAUUCAGAGCGUUGGUGCUGCCGGUCUGCUGAACUACGAUGUUCUCGCCGAGGCCCGGAAGGCUGCUACCGACAAGAAGAGCGGAUCCCGCCGUGAGAGUGCCAUGUUGAUCAUCGGCGCUUUGUUCGAGCGCUUCCCCCGCGAGUUCCCCCUUAGUGAGGCCGUCUUCUUGUUGCAGGAUGGAGGCAUCCUCAACGUGGUCUUGGACUCCCUCGCCGACAAAGGUACCGUUGUCCGCGAUGCAGCCCAGUAUGCCGUGGAUGCCCUUUACAACGGCCUGAGCCCUGAGGCCAAGGUCAACGCUUUGCUCCCGGCCCUCGAGUCUUACCUCAGCAAGGGUUCCGGAAAAUGGCAAGGCUUCGUUGGCGGUUUCAAGCUGCUGGAGAAGAUGGCUUCCAGUGCUCAGAUGGGCACUGGCUCCUUGGACGAGGAACGCCAGAAGGAUGUGCUGCGCGAGGCUAUGGGAAAGACCCUGAAGGAGUUGAUCCCGGUUGUCGAGUCUGGCAUGCACGACCUGAAGGCCGAAGUCGCCAAGCAGGCCACCAAGACCAUGACCGCUCUCACCACCCUCCUGUCCAACGAUGAUGUUGCCCCUCGCAUUCCCCUCUUGAUGAAGACCAUGGAGCAGCCCUCUGCCCAGACCUUGCAGAAGGCUAUCCACGCCCUCUCGCAGACUACCUUCGUUGCUAUUGUCACGUCCCCCGUGCUAGCCCUCCUUACUCCCCUGCUGGAGCGCUCUCUUAACACCCCCACUACUCCCCAGGAGACUCUUCGUCAAACUGUCGUCGUCGUCGAGAAUUUGACCAAGUUGGUCCACGACCCUGCCGAGGCCCGUACCUUCUUGCCCAAGCUCCAGCCUGGUGUGAAGGCCGUCAAGGACCGUGCUUCUCUCCCUGAGGUCCGUGAGCUUGCUACCCGCGCCCUGAAUGUCAUGGAGACUGCUAUGAGCGACGACAAUGUCGCUUCUGGUUCGAUCUCCAAGGUCACCCCCGAGGAAGUCCUGUCUAUCUUGAACCCUAAGCUCCAGGAGCACGGCGGCCUGACUGGUGAUGCCAAGUUCAUCGAGCUGGCCAAGAUGUUCGUUGCCAGCAUGGUUCGUGAGGAUGUCAACGUUCGUAUGCACGAUCGUAUUCCCUCUUGCAUCACUCCCUAUCUGCGCGGUAUGAUGGCCGAUGAGCACCUUGAGGCUAUCGCCACCGCUGUUCAGGCCCACUACGUUGCGGAGGAUGAGCGCAAGUAUGGCAAGCCAAUUCCCGAUGACCCUAACGAGAUUGAGAUCGUCAAUGCCAACUUCUCUCUCGCUUACGGUGGUAUGCUUCUGUUGUCCCACACCAACCUGCGUCUGCUGAAGGGUCACCGUUACGGCCUGUGUGGUCGCAACGGUGCUGGAAAGUCCACUCUUAUGCGCAGUAUCGCCAAUGAGAAGCUUGAAGGCUUCCCCCCACAGUCUGAAGUCCGUACCUGCUUCGUGGAGCACAACCAGGGUGAGGACGCCGACCUCAGCAUCCUGGAAUAUGUUUCCAAGGACCCCCAGAUUGCUGCCGAAGGCAAGGAGGCCAUUUCCAGCGUUCUUCUCGAGUUCGGCUUCACCGAUGGACCGGAAGGUCGCCAAUCCCAGCCCGUUGGAUCUCUGUCAGGUGGAUGGAAGAUGAAGCUGGCGCUUGCCCGUGCUAUGCUCAUGAAGGCUGAUGUUCUCCUGCUUGACGAGCCGACUAACCACCUCGACGUUGCCAACGUCAAGUGGUUGCAGGAGUACCUCAAGAAGCACACCGAUAUUACUUCCUUGAUCGUCUCUCACGACUCCGGUUUCCUCGAUGAGGUCUGCACAGACAUCUACCACUACGAGAGCAAGAAGCUUGUCUGCUAUCCUGGUAACCUUGCUGCUUUCGUCAAGGUCAAGCCCGAGGGUAAGAGCUACUACACUCUGUCUGCCUCGACGGUCCAGUUCAAGUUCCCCCCUCCUGGUAUCCUGUCCGGUAUCAAGUCUGCCACCCGCUCCAUCAUGCGCAUGAGCAAUGUCUCCUACCAAUACCCGGGUGCCCCUAAGCCCUCUUUGCAUGAUGCUUCCCUGUCGCUGACUCUUUCCUCCCGUGUCGCUAUUAUCGGAGGAAACGGUGCCGGAAAGUCUACUUUCAUCAAAAUUCUGACUGGUGAGACCGUUCCUUCGAGUGGUAAGGUCGAGAAGCACCCCAACCUGCGUAUUGGAUACAUCAAGCAGCACGCUCUUGAGCACGUUGAGAUGCACUUGGAGAAAACUCCCAGCCAGUAUCUGCAGUGGCGUUACGCCAACGGUGAUGACCGCGAAGUCUUCUUGAAGCAGACCCGUAUCUUGACCGAGGCCGACAAGAAGCAGCUGGAGACUCCCGUUGACCUUGGCGAUGGCCGUGGUCCUCGUCGUAUUGAGGCUAUCAUGGGUCGCCAGAAGUGGAAGAAGUCUUUCCAGUACGAAGUGAAAUGGGUUGGCUUGCUCCCAAAGAACAACGUCAUGAUCUCCCGCGAGACCCUGACUGAGCUUGGAUUCUACAAAAUGGUCCAGGAAUUCGAUGAUCACGAGGCUUCUCGUGAGGGUCUUGGAUUCCGUGUCCUUGACCCCCCUACCAUCUCCAAGCACUUCGAGGACAUUGGUCUCGACCCCGAAAUUGCCAACCACAACGAAAUCUCCGGUCUCUCUGGUGGUCAGAAGGUCAAGGUCGUGCUUGCCGGUGCCAUGUGGAACAACCCCCACUUGCUGGUGCUUGACGAACCUACUAACUUCUUGGAUCGUGACUCCCUGGGUGGUCUGGCCGUUGCCAUUCGCGACUUCAAGGGUGGUGUGGUCAUGAUUUCUCACAACGAGGAGUUCGUCGGUGCCCUGUGCCCCGAGCAGUUGCACAUUGCCGAUGGUCGCGUUGUCAGCCGUACCAACACCGCUAUCAGCCUCGACCGCUUUGAGGACAGCGCCAACAACUCCCCCUCGACCCCUGGUACCCCUGCCGCUCUCUCGACCGCCACCAGCGCCGCCCCUUCUGCUGUCAACUCCGGUGCCGAGGAUCAGGGCGAGCUCAAGUUCCGCGCCAAGAAGAAGAAGAAGAUGACUCGUGCUCAGCAGAAGGAUCGUGAGGUCCGUCGCCGUCUGCGUCACAUUGAGUGGCUCAACUCCCCCAAGGGUACUCCCAAGCCCGUCGACAGUGAUGAUGAGUAA
Molecule: messenger RNA, 3354 nt
Organism: Penicillium longicatenatum
Lineage: Eukaryota; Fungi; Ascomycota; Eurotiomycetes; Eurotiales; Aspergillaceae
Product: putative mRNA-nucleus export ATPase (Elf1)
Exons: 2
Coding region: 1-3354 (1117 amino acids)
Molecular function (GO): ATP binding; ATP hydrolysis activity
Source: RefSeq, a predicted model, not a curated record